This is a messenger RNA of Radiomyces spectabilis, 1637 nucleotides long. RefSeq lists its product as uncharacterized. The coding region runs from base 52 to 1446 and encodes 464 amino acids. The transcript is spliced from 3 exons. The record is from RefSeq and is a predicted model, not a curated record. Lineage: Eukaryota; Fungi; Mucoromycota; Mucoromycetes; Mucorales; Radiomycetaceae.
CGAUUUCCUUUUUCCCUUUGUAACUAUCACAGCAACAACGCAACCGGAACCAUGGUUCUUCUUACCGUCGAUACCACGGACACAUGUCGAAAGUCAUAUACUUUUUGCUUCUAUGUUUCAGGUCACGGAUGGGGCCAUGCCACUCGAGCAAAUCAGAUCAUUUCGGAUAUUCUAAAGUUGCCUGCCCGUCAUCGAGUGUAUGUGGUGUCGAAUGCUUCGAGUUUUAUCUUUCGAGACAUCAUCAGUCUAGGCGCCAUCUACCGUCAGGCCGAUAUCGAUGCUGGCGUGGUUCAACCAUUGGCUUACACAGUGGAUCGAGACCAAACCAUUGCCAACCUUCGAAAGUUUUUGAAACGACGACCAGCCACAUUGAACCAUGAGAUUGAAUGGCUACACAGUGUUGGCGCUGAUGGCGUCGUUUGCGAUGCUCCUUUCCUGCCCUGUGCGGCUGCGGCGGGUGCCAAUAUUCCUGCGGUGAUUGCCAGCAAUUUUACGUUUGACGAAGUAUACAUGGGAUUGUGCGAGGGCGAUGCAUUGGACAUAGAUAUCAGAGACAUGGUGCAACAAAUCAUUUCAGACUACCGACAUGCGGAUCUAUUGGUGCGACUUCCCGGUGCGAUUCGGAUUCCGUCUUUUGAAGACAGUGCAAGUCUAGUGCCCCAUACGCCGAUCAUUUCGUCAUUUGACCAAUUACCGCGCAAAGGAGUCGUCAAUGGAAAACUUCAAUUGCCCUGCACCAGUCCUUCCAACGUUUCUUCGGCGCAUCAUCACCCCGUCAUGGAACGCCGCAUUGUCGAUGUUCCACUCGUCUUUCGCAAAUAUCAUCGACGCCGGGAAGACGUGCUCGACGAAAUGAAUAUUCCUCCUGAAAUUUAUACCACGCACAAGAUCCUGCUUCUCUCCUUUGGUGGCCAAGCGCUUGGAGACGGGAGCUGGGCGAACCCGUUGCCGGAAGGCUGGAUUUGUGUGGUAUGCGGCGCACCGGACAAUGUUCAACUGCAUAGACGAUUCUACCGUGCUGCCAAGGAUGCGUAUGUGCCUGACCUCACCAACGCGGCGGAUGUCGUGCUGGGCAAGCUAGGAUACGGUACUUGCAGUGAAUGUAUCGGACAUCGAAAGCCGUUUAUUUUUGUAUCACGACCGCAGUUCAUGGAAGAACGUGGCUUGCUGAAAUUAAUGAACGACCAAGGCAGCGCGGUGGAAAUGUCACGCGACGAUUUUGAAGCGGGACGUUGGGCACCCACCAUUGAAAAGGCCGCUCAAUUACGAGGUUACUGCCCAGAUGCCGAACGUCUUGUCGCUCACGACGGAGGUCAAGUCGCUUCAAAGACCAUUGAAAAUUUUGUCACCGAAUGGUAUCGUUCCUACAACAACAUUCGCAGCCUCGAUGUAUCCACCUAUCAUGAACCGGCUUACGCAUCCCUGUGUGUGAGUUUAGACCGAUAAGCUAGACCCUUUUCUUUUUCAUUCCCAACCCAUCCCGCAUAUCUCAUCCGUUUUUUUUUUGUUUAUUUCUUUUCGAUGGUUUUUUCCUUUUUUCAAUUCCCUACCAUCUUUCCCCUCUCUCGAAUCGCUCUCCCUGACAUCAAUCUUUUAUCCUCGCCUCUUCUUUUUUGUCUUUUUUUUUUGAUAAUCAU